AUCAUCUCUGCCUGCUUGCUGUUAUUCUGAGAAGUCGAGAAUUGAUAGACGAGAACCAAAGACACUCAGAGAGAUUUGGGUAGACUAGAGAACUCAAAGCCACAUGCCUGUUGGGUGUAUGAUGAAGUCAGAUAUGGAGGGCAAGAAGGAAUGGACGGUGAUUUUCUUUGAGAAAACUACUUCUGCAAUCCGAUUUACUGGCUGCGGGGAUUCUGUCAUCAGUUCUCUCAGUUUCGAGAAGACGGGCAAGGAGAGCUCGUGAAGAUUUUGACUCUCUUUGCUUCACUUCAGCAGCAAAUUCGGUACUGCAGACGGGGUUCUCUUUCGUGCAAGAGUAAGUCAGAUUUGAAUACUCUAGGUCUUAUUUCUAGGCACAAGCAUCAACCGCGGAAAGAAAAUGAAUGCAACAGAAUCAGAAAACGCCUCCCUCAGUUCUCUUGAUGCCUUUUCCGGAACUGGAAUAAUAAGCUUGGUGCUGGAAGCGGGUCUCCUUGACUUGAUCUGGGCAGUCGGUGCCAUGGGAAUUCUUUUAGGAAUAUGGUUUUCUGUGGACGGGCUAAAGCGAAGACAGCAAAGGCAUUUAGAGUAUCCACAAGCAACUGACCUGUCCGUGGAGUACCAAAUACGUAUAGAUGGGGAUGACUUCAAUUUGGUACCGACAGAGCUGAAAACAUUUGCCAAGGAGAAGAUCAUCAAUAUAGUAGGUCGCCAUAUAAAGACGACAUUGGCAUUCUUCCUCCUAGGCCUAAGAGAGCCAAAAGCUCUUGAACAGGAUGAAACCUGCCAGGCACAGGAAUCUAUUUCUGUCAGUGAUCGAAUCUCACUUGGUUCCCUUACAAGUGAACGAUCGGAAGUAGAUGAUUUGACACCAUGUCAAGGUGACUUUCAGACCAUAGUUCCAGGUAACAGACGAGAAGACAGUUCCAACUCUUCGUUAGCUACGACGGAUAUGUCUAUGGAUAGGAAUACGGACUCCCGCCCACUAGAAGCUAGUUCAGCAGUUACUGGAGAGCACAUUCCAAAAUGUCAAGAUGCCACGAAUGAAGAUGGAUACCCGCAGGAUAAGAUACCAUACAAAAGUUUACCUGUGGAGUGGUGCUUUCCAGUGGCUCGUUUAUGCAAAUCACCUACACGUCGAUACUCUUGUAUGCGAAGUCCUAAAGAUUUGUGCGACGACAAUUAUGUGGAGUCGGACGAAAUGAUUGAGUUGGAGUUUCACAAUGAUGGGGAUAAGAUAAAACUAAUCUGGAAAUGAAACAAUACUAUUUCAUUCUGGUGUGUCCCUUCCAUCGGCAAGGCUUCCCUUUUCUGCUGGUUUACAAAAAAAAUUAAGAACUGCUUUUGAGGCGACCUCAUGAGGUGACUGGAACAACUCCAUUUGGACUAGGGAUUGAUGUGGCCGAGAAGUUUCUCCUGAGAGAAAAGAGAACUUCAACAGCUUCCCUACCAACUACCGUUUAUCUCGACCAUGAGACAAGUUAUGUGGUGCGGUCUCUCAAAGAUAAUGCUCAUACAAGGAUUCAAAUCUUUGACAAAUGAGCAACCAGGCGAAUCUCAACUCUAUUUUUGUCUGGACUAUUCUUGGUCGCUGCCUUCUUCAUAGCAACGUAGAGGCUGCUCACAUGUAUUCCCGGUGUUAUUCACAGAGAUUCCAUCAACAACGAUAGAGAGAAGUCAAAUAUCUGAAACGUUGGCAUUCUAUGAUUUCUGAUAUAAAAUUUGAUCGGAUGUGUCUUA
Molecule: messenger RNA, 1737 nt
Organism: Marchantia polymorpha subsp. ruderalis
Lineage: Eukaryota; Viridiplantae; Streptophyta; Marchantiopsida; Marchantiales; Marchantiaceae
Source: the annotation of a GenBank genome assembly